AUGGCCUCCAAACCUCUUUGUGUCAUUCUUCUCACCUUCAUCUUCCUCUUCACUUCUCAAACAAAAGCCCAAGCCCCAGCGCCAGCCCCAGCCCCAGGCCCGACACUCACUCCCUCCAGCCCGUUGAAUUUGACUACAGUCAUACUAGAAAAAGGCUCACAUACUCUCAUCACCCUUUUCACUCUCUUAAAGGACUUCCAACUACUCACCAAAAUCCAAAGCCAACUAAACUCCAAUUCACAGGGCAUCACCCUCUUUGCAGCCACUGACAAUGCCUUCCAACACCUAAACCCCAGGACAUUUAGCGACCUCACAGAUGAUCAAAAAUUGAAGUUCUUUCUCUACCAUGUCGCCCCAAAGUAUUACACUAUCUCUGAUCUCCGAACAAUGAGAAACCCAGUGAUGACACUAGCUUCUGAGAAAAAAGGUUCUUGGGUGCUUAACUUUACCAACCAUGGGAACCAAGUGAAUGUGGCCACUGGCGUGGUCUCGACCCCUAUAACAAAUAUUAUGAGACAACAAUUUCCUUUGGCGAUUUACGAAGUGGAUGAGGUGUUGUUUCCUUUGGAACUUGUUGGAGAUGAAUUUCCUCCUCCAGCUCAAUUUCUUAAGUCAUAAAAAGCACUUCUUUUUUAUUACUCCGUUUAUAUGUAUUUUAUC
Molecule: messenger RNA, 660 nt
Organism: Lotus japonicus
Lineage: Eukaryota; Viridiplantae; Streptophyta; Magnoliopsida; Fabales; Fabaceae
Product: fasciclin-like arabinogalactan protein 13
Exons: 1
Coding region: 1-618 (205 amino acids)
Source: RefSeq, a predicted model, not a curated record